AUGGCUUAUUCAGAUCUAGUUCCCGUGGGAACAUCGCUUAUUAUUGGUGCCACAUGUUUUGCGCUCGGCACCAUCUAUGGAAAUCUUCCCUAUGAUCUCAACACUUUGUGGGUUCACGACGAAUCUGGACAAGCAUUUUCCCGUUCUCUUGCCCACUACUUGGUUUGGGCCAACACUCCACCAUAUGUUCAUCAUGUUCUCCACGGAGUAAUUUGCUUGGGAAUGAUCGGCUGUUUCAUCAAGUUGUACAAGCCCAAGGAGGACAGCAAGUACUUUGAAUAUGGAACGUUGGGGUUGAUUGUGUUUGCCACUGUGAUCUAUUUGACCAAUUUAAGAACUGGAAUUAAUUCUUGUUUUGUUGGCGAUUGGGGUGAGGUGGACAUGCCCACGGGCAUCAAUGUGAUGGCGGCGUCGCAGGUGAUGAUGGUGGUGAUUUUGGUGGGGGUUUUGGUGUUGCAGGGCGGGUUAUACUAUGCUGAAUGGUACGAUGCAAAACUCAAGGCGGCCUUUUUCGCCGAAGAAGCUCGACUUGCUGCGUUGCAGAGCGACGCCAAGGCUCAGAUUGAGCCCGAGGUUGAAACGGAAGAGGUUAGCACGGCUGUCAAGAACGAUAAGGCGAAGAAGAGAAAAUCCAAGAAGCAAUAG
Molecule: messenger RNA, 645 nt
Organism: Meyerozyma guilliermondii ATCC 6260
Lineage: Eukaryota; Fungi; Ascomycota; Pichiomycetes; Serinales; Debaryomycetaceae
Gene: CSH3
Product: Csh3p
Exons: 1
Coding region: 1-645 (214 amino acids)
Biological process (GO): endoplasmic reticulum to Golgi vesicle-mediated transport
Cellular component (GO): endoplasmic reticulum membrane
Source: RefSeq, a predicted model, not a curated record